UUCAUUUUGUUGUGCUAAACAUUGCAUUUCUGUAUCGUAUAGAUACGUCUGAUAUUAAAAGAUUUGAGAGGAAGCCAUUUUCCAACACACAUGCACAGUGUUACGCACACAUUAAAAUUUGUAUCUGCGUUGAAAUAUACGCAGCAUCAAGUUGUUAUCAUACCUAGGAGUUGCAUAGUGACUAAGGUUUCCUACGAUAAAAGGAAAAAGCAAAGUGAAGCAUUUGUGACUUUUUUUCACAGGAGAAAAAACGAUUUUUUCUCCUACGGGUGACAUAAUGCCGUGUCAGCCAAUCUGAACAAACUGGAAAGAAGACCGAACGAGAAUGAUGUUUUGCUGUCUGAGAAAUUGUUUUGACGGCCUUGGUUUUGCCGAAGCCCAAAUACCAAAGGAUCACUCAAAUCCUAUAGCUUUAGACACAUCUUACAUGGGACAUGAAGUUGUAAUAGUAAAGGAUGGUCUAAGAGUGUGUGGUUGUGGUGGUGCCUUAACGAAUGCUCCUCUUGUUCAAAGUAAAAGUUAUUUUGAAGUUAAAAUACAACAAAGUGGUAUAUGGGCAGUUGGAUUAGCCACAAAAUCUACGGAUCUAAAUACUGCCACUGGAGGAAAUGACACGGAAAGUUGGGCCCUUAAUUCUGAUGGUAUUAUAAGGCAUAAUCAACAAGAAAUACAUAAAAUUCAGACUCUAGUUCAAGAAGGAGACAUUAUAGGUGUAUCUUAUGACCAUAUAGAACUUAAUUUCUAUGUAAAUGGGAAAUCUAUGGAAGCUCCAGUAAUAGGAAUAAAAGGAUCUGUAUAUCCAGUACUUUAUGUGGAUGAUGGGGCCAUUUUAGAUUUAAUUGUGGAUAACUUUGUUCAUCCUUCACCUACAGGUUUUGAAAAAAUAAUGUUAGAGCAAUCACUGCUCUAGCGAUAUGGACUAACACAGCAAAGUUGGUUUCUUCAAAGACCAACAUUUUCAAAAUAUUAUAUGUCCAUCCUACAUUAAUGUAACAAUAAAAGAAACAAAGUGAAAAACUAUUCUAAUCUAAACGAAAAGUCUUAAGAUAUAAUUUUAUGAACAACAAAUUCUUUUAAUAAUAAUGUAUAAAUAUAUUUAAUUAGCAAUUUCAAAAUAAACAUCUUAAUUUAUAUCUUAUAUUUUUUAAAUAAUACCUUUAGAAUAAUUUUCAUAUUGACAGUGAAAUGUGAAAACAUUCUAUGACUAA
Messenger RNA from Nomia melanderi (Alkali bee), 1208 nucleotides. Its product is annotated as SPRY domain-containing protein 7. Lineage: Eukaryota; Metazoa; Arthropoda; Insecta; Hymenoptera; Halictidae. The record is from RefSeq and is a predicted model, not a curated record. Gene Ontology annotation, molecular function: protein binding.